Dama dama (fallow deer) is the source of this 5411-nucleotide messenger RNA. Its product is annotated as protein CutA homolog. Bases 2298 to 2771 code for a protein of 157 amino acids. Gene Ontology annotation, molecular function: copper ion binding. NCBI's taxonomy places the organism in Eukaryota, Metazoa, Chordata, Mammalia, Artiodactyla, Cervidae. The transcript has 7 exons. Gene Ontology annotation, biological process: response to metal ion. The record is from RefSeq and is a predicted model, not a curated record.
CAGCCGAAGGUUAAACGGCCUUGCCGUCGGCCCCCUGGCUCUAAAACCAAGCUGUGGUGGAGAUUUAGGCCGCCAGGGCGGAGCGGAGGCGGUGAACAUCCUGCUCCCGGGCCAGACAUGUAUUAGAGGAGGCGAAGGGUCAGGCCUCUGGAAGAUGAAAGUUCUCGAGAAGCUGGAAGAAGGCGUGAGUAACACCGACGUGGGGCCGUGCACACCCUUAAGCAAAACGAGAAGGCCGUCGGGGCCAGCAUGGAGAGUUUUUCGCGCGUCUGCUCCUAGGUGCUGUGCAUUCCCAAGGAUGUAAACGUCGAGAAAAUGGAAACUUCAGUUAAUCUUUUGGGUCUAGGAUUGGCGGCGGCGGGGGGGAGGGGGGCGCGAGCCCGCGAUUUCUGUCGCUGAAGGCUGUCCGCAGCCAGGCCAAACAGGUUUACAUGCAACUGCUGGAACAUGCAACUGGCGAGGACAACCCAGAUGAGUUUCAUGCGAGCAAGGGAUGGUUUGAGAAGUUUAGAAAUUACUAGAGACUGCGAAAUUCGAGUUUGAUGGAAGAUCCAUUAAAUACCCAGUCACCACCCACGUAUUCCAAGCAACUCUAGAAACUGAUCAGAGCUAGAGGCUUUAACCUCAAUAGGUCUUCACCAUCAAGGAAAUGACUCUGCUUUGGAAGUGCUUGCCUUUGUGUACUUUUUGGGGAAAAGACAGAAAUCCGGGAAACUCAGAACGCUAAGGACAGAUUUCCCUUAGAUUUUGUGCCUGUGCUGCAGGUGACAAAAUGAAUAACCCGUUGUUGCUUUAUGAAGAUCCCAAAUUCCACUUGUUUUAUGAAAAAAGAUAUAAAAUGCUUUCUCGUCUUUCUGGCGAUCACUAACCUUAUCGUUAACAGCUACCCUCAUUUUGGAUUAGCUCCAUAAUGGUUUUAUUCUUUGAGCCUGGAAUUAUUUAACUUCCCCAAAUCUUGCUUUCAGAGUAUAGCUAAUAGUGAUCCCAGUCACCCAGACUCAUUAUUCCUUGCUCAUCCCCACGUUGUUACUAUGUUUCUCUGUCUGGAAUGCAGUAGCUAUCUUUAGCCUUUGGAUCAGAGUAUAAUUGAAGCAUUCAUGGGGUAUUACACCAGGCAUAUGUUUGACCACUUUGCCCAUGGUAUUGGAAAAAAAACAAAAACCCUUUUCUCACUUUAAAAGAAACAUGGCAACAAUUUAACACUGCUGUUGCUUCGGUAGUAAUAAAAGAGGUGAUGGAUGAUAAGAAAAACCAGAUGCUCUUGAUAAAGCUUGGUGGAAGCUUUGCUAUGAUGUUAUGAAUGAUUAUGCAUAUUUCCCUGGAGCUAAAGAGGCUGAAAAAAAAUCAUAGUCUGCAAAUUGGAUGGGCUUUAAAUUCAUCAAUAUGAAACUUAAGUUUCAAGCUUUGGCAGUAACAGAGAGUCUGUGUCUUGAGAUGAUAGAUACAUGUUUGAACCUUGAGAGGGAGAAGGCAGAUCUUUGGAACCAGAGAUUAAGAUGAACCUAAGGAAACAAUGCUGUCCUACACCAGGUGUCAGACCUCAUCUGUGCUGCGACUCAUAUGGAUUCUUUCCUGGAUCGAGGUUUGGCCUUUAAAAGAGACUUCAAUAAAUUGCUGUAUACUUAUAGAAGAGGUGCAAAACGAACCUUCAAAAUAAAGUAGAGGAGCUGAAGAAAGAGAAGGAAGUUACAAACAGUAUUGUGGAUGAAAGAGGGGUACAGAAUCUGACUCUGAAGUCUGAGUUCCCCUCUGAAUCCAGUAAGGAGGAGGAAAGAGAGAAGGGAAGAUGUCCCCAGAAGAGCCUGUGAUCUCAGGUGGUGGCACUGAGGCCCUUACUAGAGCUGAAGGAUCUGCCAGGGCCAUAAAUGCAGAAUUGGACGUUUGGAAUCUGACCUUGGAAUUGACUCUGAAGAGAGCAGAGGUGCCUGAGUUGAAGGAAGAAGAGAAUCCAGAGGUGGUUUCUUCCAGAUAGCAGUUCAUCCCUUGCCAUCCUUUGCCCCAACGUCACCUUCAUCAUGACCAUCCUUAUCACUAGUCACACAUCCGUAUCAUUUAGUCAUUCAACAAAUAUUUAUUGAACAUAAUCUGUGCAGGAAGCUGUGCUAAAUUCUGGGACAUCAUCUCAGGAUCUAAGCCUCCUUCCGGCCAGCCUGGCUGGGACCUGGCCGGGCAGUGGGGCAGGCAGCAGGUGGAUAGAGGAGAGGGGGCUCAGGCCCUUCGAGCCCACCCAUCCGCCAGCGACUUUCCCUCAGGCUGCAGUUCCCAUAGCCUCUGCUGGCUUAGUCACCAGCGACACCAUGGACAGGCUGGGCUCACGGUGCCCUCUGCCAGGCUACGCACGGCCCUCUAUCCUGAUAUGCCUCUUGAUCCUGACAGCCUGUCUCCUGACACACCCCGUGCUCAGGACCCUCAGCCUGCAGCUCCUCUCCGUUGUCACUGGCAGCUAUGUGUCCGGCACGCACUCCAUUGUUUUUGUCAACUGUCCCAACGAGCAGAUUGCCAGAGAUAUUGCCAGGGCCAUACUGGAUAAGAAGCUGGCUGCCUCUGUGAACAUCCUGCCGAAGGCCUCCUCACUAUACUAUUGGAAUGGAGAAAUAGAAGAAGCCACUGAGGUCCUGUUGUUAAUAAAGACAAAGACUUCCAAGAUCCAUAUGCUUUCCAGCUACAUCAGGUCGGUGCAUCCUUUUGAAAUCCCAGAGCUCUUCAGUCUUCCCAUGGACCAAGGAGAUGCGCACUAUUUACGGUGGCUGGAGGAGGCCUUGGAGGAGUGAGUGGGGCCUUCUGUGCCUCCUGCUGGGUGCUCUAGCCAUCAUUAUCUGUUCUCUGGCCAAAGGGCGGCUUCUGUCUGCCUCCUCGCAUCUCUGGAUUCCAUGCUUUUAUCAGCACAGAGGACCUAAGUAACUUGUGGAGGGUGAAGGUCCAAGACCCCUGAGGCUAGAAGAGGAUGCUGGGCCAGUCAGGCCAAGCAAGGACCCAGUGGAACUUGUCUCUGAGUGCCUCAUGCAUAAAGGUGGCCAGGAGUGGCAAGGUCGCAGUGAGGGUGAAGCUGGUCUUCUGUAAGUUCAUUGAGCCUAAACUGAGUGCCAAGUAUGUUAUUACUGUCCUGCUUCUGAUGAGGAAUGACCUGAUGACCUGUCACCCAGAAGUGUGUGGGGGUGAAGGUCACCUUCUAGGGGAGCUGGAAGCACUCUAUCCAAAAGGAUGAAUCGCUAAUGGUGGAAUGUCAGGGACAAGCAGGUUUAUUUCCUCUAGCUGAAGGUAAUGUUUGUAACUCCUGAGUCCUGAGGAAGUGGGCCUGGGAAUGGGCUUCCUGAGUGCAGGGAGGGCUGGGGAGGGCUCAGACACAGCCUCAAGGACUGAGAGCUGGCCUUGACUCUCUCCUCGCCCGAAGGUGACAGACGUCAGAUAGCUGCGGUGCCCUGCUCAGCAGAGACAGGGGUUCUGAGCCCACCAUACCCACCUUCCCACGUGAGCACUGAAACGAGCGUCCUAAAGUGGGAAGAACCCAGGGGAACUGCCGGGUCAGUGUUUUCCAGACUGGCUCCACAGAACCCCAGGGGUUCGCCGGAGGUGCCCUGAGAGCGCCUCAUGCUGCGGCCAGUGCAGCCGUGCUUUUAUUAUUAAUUUUUAUGUAUUGAGCUAAGUUUUUGUUGUUACAAGUUUGUAAGCCAGUCUUACAGAUUUUGUAAGGUCCAAGACCCCUGAGACUGGAAGAGAAUGCUGGGCCAGUCAGUCCAAGCAAGGACCUGGUGGAACCUAUAAAGCCAGUUUUAUAGAUGACUAAAAGGAAUUGAACUGCCCUGAGGUCCAGAAAAGGGGCGGCUCCUGUUCCAGAGGGGACAGCCAAGGCUGCUCCUUCCGUCUGCUGCCCUCCUAACCCUGCUCCGUGGGGCUGGUGGAGGAGCCCCGGGGGGUGAGGGGAGAACCUGACCUAGGCCGCCUCACAGCUCUGCCACAGGGUGACCCCGCCUCAGGGCCCUUGGGAGCCUUGCCCCAGCUCACUUUUCCACUGCCACCUUCCACCCAUGGGUGGCUCUGGUGUGCCAGGCUGUUACCGUUUCCGGCCACCGCCUCCGCCUGAGCACGCUCUGCACAAGUGUCCGAGAAGUCUGACUGCCCCCCUGCAGGCCUGGCGUCCAGGUGGAGGGCUCUCCCCUGCCCUGCCGUCCUGCUGUCUCUGCGCAUCACGGUCGGCCUCCGCUCUCUAGACUGUGCGCUGCUCGAGGGGAGGGGCACGCUCAGAGCUGCUUGGCCUCCUGCACGCGGUUCGGCAUGUAUUUCCCAAAUUGAUGUUUCAAGGAUUCAAAUAACUAAAGCUUUCUCUACUUUCCACAGUUACUGUCUCAUUUACCAGGUUGGCAAAAUCCAAUUAUUUUUUUCCGUGAACUUCUUAAAGUGGGAUUAAUUCCAGAGGAGGUUUCCUGUCCCUGGCUGUCACCGGUUCACUUUCUGUGCUGAGUGUGCUUUGAAAACUCUUCCCUGGUGGCCUGCCUUUGCCUCAGUGUCACGCUGACCAUAGGAAAUGCAGGCGGAACACAGCUCUCUGCAGGUGCUGUCCUAGACCGACACUUAUCCUUGUAACCCAGGUUACCCGCAUUUUCCAGUUGAAACCUGAGAUUGGAGAGCAGACAUGCUUAAAAUAAGUGGCAAAACUAGGCUUUGAAACCAAGUCUCUGACUCUAAAUCUGAUGCUCUUACGGUCUCUUUUAAAGAGGCUGGAUAUAUCUCUUUGUAGGCCAAAGAACCUGCUAUAGCCAUCUCUAAGGAAGAGCUGUUCAUUCCUAAAAUGUCCACCUUAACAGUGUGGUAGCUUGGUAUAUUAUGUGGUUUACCUCUCCCCACAGAUCUGGAGGUUAGUGAUAAUAUCUUCAUUCCAUAGAUGAGGGAAUAGAUUGAGAGGUACUUAAUGAUUUUUAGGAGUUUGCCCAACUGUACCACACCGUCCUCCUCAAUGAUGCUGUGGGAGCUGGGGCUAGACAUGAGGGUUUCCACCUGGGAAUGCCUUCCCAGUACUUCUCAGGAAACAUGGUUUUUGACUCCAGAACCUUGAGAGAGUCCAUUGAGGAAAUGAGAAGUAGCAGUAAAAAAAUAUCCAUGAAUACUGAAGCUUAAAGGCAUAAAGGUGCUACUGGUUUGAAGGAAGCCAUCUCCGUCAAAAAAAACUAGAGUAAGAAACGGUUGCUUAUACGGAGUUGAGCAUACAGUUACCCAACCAGGACAGGAGUGCAGAAGAGAAGUGGUUUCCACCUACUUUUGCCUGGGGUUGUCUAGCCCUGUCUGCUGCAGACCCUGAGUUAUUCCUGCAAAUAAGAUAAAUGUAUACAUGUAGUAUGCUUUAUACAAAUCCUGUGAGUGGUAUUCUAAGAAAUAAGUUUUGCAAGUAAAAUAAAUUCUUAAUUUGGCAAUUCUGA